Molecule: messenger RNA, 231 nt
Organism: Spirometra erinaceieuropaei
Lineage: Eukaryota; Metazoa; Platyhelminthes; Cestoda; Diphyllobothriidea; Diphyllobothriidae
Source: the annotation of a GenBank genome assembly
AUGCCCACACUGUCGGCGAAAAUUCCGCGCAUUGAUCGACCUGGUCUGGCAUCUCCGGACCCAAUGCAACAACGACCCGACAACUCCACCUGCCGCCUCCUUAAAAGCCUCCAUCGUCACUCCGUGCACCAACCCCCACGGCGACCACCCCCACCACCACCGCCGGUGAUCGCACUCCUAAUGUCCCACAGCCGACGUCGACGGCGACCACCAUCCCCACAGUCACCAUAA